This is a messenger RNA of Capronia coronata CBS 617.96, 1683 nucleotides long. RefSeq lists its product as uncharacterized. The transcript has a single exon. Bases 1 to 1683 code for a protein of 560 amino acids. Gene Ontology annotation, biological process: SCF-dependent proteasomal ubiquitin-dependent protein catabolic process. The record is from RefSeq and is a predicted model, not a curated record. NCBI's taxonomy places the organism in Eukaryota, Fungi, Ascomycota, Eurotiomycetes, Chaetothyriales, Herpotrichiellaceae. Gene Ontology annotation, molecular function: protein binding. Gene Ontology annotation, cellular component: SCF ubiquitin ligase complex.
AUGGAUCAGUCGACGUCGGCUCUUGAACAGUUCCGCAAGCAGUGGAAAGAAGAAGUCAGUGCACGUUCCAGAAAGUCAGAUAGGAGACCUUCAGAGCCGAGAACACUCGAAAAAGGUCGAAGACCCAGCGAUGUCCGGUUAGAAAGACCUGUACAUAAACCGCCGACUCGCCACCCAGCAGCCGACAUCAAAGAUGAAUCCGACCACUACAGCGACGUCGAGCGCCUGGACAAUGAUACCUCAGGCAUGAUCCAACGCAUUGAAGGGCUCAGUGUCCGCAAUGUCGACGAUGACGACUUUUCGGUGAGAGGCUCGUCCAAGGAACCGAAAAGUGCAUUGGAACACUAUGAGCGGGCAGUGGAAAAGGAGAGCCAGGGCAAUCUUGGAGACAGUCUGGCUCACUACAGACAGGCCUACCGACUUGAUGCAAAGGUCGACCAAUCAUACAGAAACAAACACUUUCCAGCAAAGUCGAAACCUACUAACUCUAACCCGUCCAAUGCUGCUGUCACGGUGCCGUCAACCGCCCACCACUCAUCGAAAGAACCCACGGAGACAUUGACUUUUACUCAACUCAUCGAAAGCUUCGCCGACACGCAGAUCUGCGGCGUACCUCCCCCCGUCGAAGGCGACCCACCUCCGCCAUGCGGAAUCAAGAAGCUGCCCACCGAAGUCCUACUGGAGCUUUUGCGACACGUGGCAAUCCGCGAUCCGGCCAUGUUUGUCCGCCUAUCCCUGGUAUGCAAGAAGCUCGCAUAUCACGUUUCGACCGACAAUGCCAUCUGGAAGCGAGUCGCAUUAGGCUCGGAGUUUGGCCUUGCCAGUCAACAAUACGACUUCGUCACAGACAUCCAAGGACGAGAAUCCAUCAAUCGUACACUAGGUGUAGACGUCGAGGGCGAGGACGAGGAUGAGAAUACAACGCCCUCGAUCGUCACAGAGGCAUCGUUCCCAAAAGACACCAUCUGGCGUGACGUCUUCCACAAUUAUCCUCGCAUCCGCUUCAGCGGUGUAUAUAUUUCGACGGUCAAUUAUACACGGCCGGGAGGCCCCUCAGCCACGACAUAUACCUGGAGCAAUCCCAUCCACAUCGUCACGUACUAUCGGUAUCUCCGAUUCUUCCGAGACGGGACUUGCAUCUCCCUUCUCACAACCAACGAGCCUAUCGAGGUAGUUCACCACCUCACACCGGAGAACCUCAACUACGUCCGCGCCGGCAAGAAGGAGGCCGGCGGACAUCACCCGUUGAACUUCACCUCUUCUGCGCCUGCCCUCUUCAAAGAAUCUGGCACGACCUCGUCGUCCGGCACAGCCGCGCCGCCUCCCUCUGCGCAGCAAAUCAUGAAGCAUGCCCUCCGUGGCCGUUGGCGGCUUUGCCACCCUAGCCUCGAGCCCGCCGAGCCCAUCAAUCCUGGGGCGGCCACGUCCACUCCAAGGCCGAUUUAUCCCGGUGAUCUGCAUAUUGAGACAGAAGGCGCCGGUCCUAGAUACAUGUAUACGCUCCAUCUGGCCUUGAAAUCGGCCGGAUCGGCCCGCGCAAAACAUACCACCAAGAACAACAAACUGCAGUGGAAAGGGUUCUGGAGUUACAACCUGCUCACCAAUGACUGGGCCGAGUUCACUUUGAGGAAUGAUAAGCCGUUCUACUUUUCCAGGGUCAAGGGAUAUGGGUUGGGUUACUGA